Molecule: messenger RNA, 6113 nt
Organism: Pleuronectes platessa (European plaice)
Lineage: Eukaryota; Metazoa; Chordata; Actinopteri; Pleuronectiformes; Pleuronectidae
Product: sodium channel protein type 4 subunit alpha B
Exons: 30
Coding region: 685-5634 (1649 amino acids)
Biological process (GO): membrane depolarization during action potential; neuronal action potential; sodium ion transmembrane transport
Cellular component (GO): axon; voltage-gated sodium channel complex; plasma membrane
Molecular function (GO): voltage-gated sodium channel activity
Source: RefSeq, a predicted model, not a curated record
GUUAGUUUAUUGGUUAGGUUUAUGGUUCAUGGUCAGAUAUUUAGUUGUGAUAUUUAGGGAAUCAGCAAAUGUCCUCAUUAAGAUGGAAGAACGAUUGUGUGUGUCACUGAACAUAAUGUUCUCAACAGGAAGUUUGAACAUUUCUGGGAAUCUGUGUGUAACAGUGUCUCUACAUGUAAACAAAGAAGAAACUUGCAGAGGUUCGGUUCCAUCAACAUUAAUGAGGACACAAGCAGCUUCUACCAUAGAAACUACACACUGGAGAGUGACACAACUCAGAAGACAAGGGACUCUGGUAGAGCAGAUAAAAGAGAGAGAGAUGCCAGAGGACAGACAAAGAGAGAGAGACAGUGAGAGAGAGAGAGACAGAGUGACAGACAGACACAGAGAGAGAGACAGAGUGACAGACAGACACAGAGAGAGAGAUAGUGAGAGAGAGAGAGACAGAGUGACAGACAGACACAGAGAGAGAGACAGAGUGACAGACAGACACAGAGAGAGAGAUAGUGAGAGAGAGAGAGACAGAGUGACAGACAGACACAGAGAGAGAGACAGAGUGACAGACAGACACAGAGAGUGACAGACAGACAGAGAGAGAGACAGAGAGAGAGACAGUGCGAGAGAGAGACAGAUAUAGAGACAGACAGACAGACAGGGACAGUGAGGUGAGAGGUGGAUGCAGAAAUGAAGACCUGGUUUCUCGACUUCUGGAGAGAGAGAGAAGAAGUUCUGAAAAGAACCAAUCAGCUGAGACUCCGCCCUCCACAGCUAAAGCGUCUGCUUGGAGACAGUUCUCUUCGAACAGAGCUGGAAAAUGGCAGGUUGGCCUCUCUGCUGCCCCCUGUUGGUACAGAGGUCUUCAGGAGCUUUACACCGGCCUCGCUGCAGGACAUCACAGGACGACAUGAAGCCAAGGAGACUGAGCGUCAGGAGAGGACAAACAAAGACGUACGAAAUGUAGAGAAAGAACUGCAGAAACAAGCCACUCACCUGGAGGCUGGGAAGCCCCUCCCUUGCAUCCUCGGAGACCCACCCCCUGAGCUUCUCAACUGCCCAUUGAAGGAGCUGGAUCCCUUCUACCAAUCAGAGAAGACGUUCAUCGUGCUCAGUGAAGGAAACGUCCUCCACAGGUUUAACGCUGAGUCAUCGUGUUUCCUGCUGAGUCCGUUCAGUUGUCUGAGGACCUUCGCCAUCAGGAUCCUGGUUCAUUCUUGGUUCCGUGUGUUCAUCAUGGUGACGAUUCUAACGAACUGUGCUGUGAUGAUGAUGAGUGAUCUUCCAACAUUGAGCAGAACAGCCGAAUUUGUGUUCUCAGCCGUCUACAUGUUUGAAGUCAUCAUAAAGAUCCUGUCGAGAGGAUUGUGUGUCGGACGCCUCACGUUCCUCAGAGAUCCGUGGAACUGGCUGGACUUAGUGGUCGUCAUCACAGCGUUUCUUCCAGAGUUUCUUGAUCUUGGGAAAUUCUCUGUUUUGAGGACGAUUCCUCGAGUUCUGAAAAUAAUCGCAGUUUACCCAGGUGUGAAGUCGUCUGCCGGAGCUCUCGUCCAAUCAGUGAAGAGACUGGGUGGUGUCAUCAUCAUGACGGUGUUGGUCAUCAGCGUCUUGGCUGUGAUUGGUCAGCACCUCUUCUUUGGAUCUCUGAGACAUAAAUGUGUCCUGAUGUUGUCGCAUAGCAACUGGACCUACAAUGACCUCAGCAGUUACCAUGACAACGGAACAGUUAGCAGCGACUUUGAUUUCUACAAGUUCAUCAACAGUCAUGAGAACCAGUUCUAUCUCUCUGGUCACCUCGAUCCUCCUCAGUGUGGAAACGGAUCCGGUUCCGGGGUCUGUCCCCAUGGUUACGUCUGUCUGAAGACGGACACGAAUCCAAAUCGUGGACGAACGAACUUCGACUCGUUUGGUUCGUCUCUGCUGAGUGUGUUCAGACUGAUGACACACGACACAUGGGACCACCUGCUAGAACAGAUGAUGCGCUCAGCAGGUCCGUUCUCUGUGAUCUUCGUGCUCUUCGUCUUCUUCGUUGGUUUCUUUCUCCUCAUCCUUGUCUUGGCCGGGGUUGCCAUGGCCUUGGUUGGACAGGAGAAGGCGGGCGUCACUGAGGCGAAACGGACAGAAGAAGAGUUCCUUCACAUCCUGGACGUCAUGAAGAAGAAGAAGGAGGAGGAGGAGGAGGAAGAGCCCCAGGACCAUCAGAGGUUGUCCCCUCCAUGUUGUGUGUCCGUGUGGACGUGGAACUGUUGUGGCUGCUGGCGGUGGAUCAAACUACGGAUCAACAGCUUCGUCAUGAACCCGUUCUUUGACCUGGUGAUCGUCAUCUUCCUCAUCCUCAACUGUGUCCUCAUGGCCAUGAAGCACUAUCCCAUGACGGAUGAGUUUGAAGGAUGGUUCUCCUUCACGUCAUUGGUCUUCACAGGGAUCUUCACAGUUGAGAUGCUCCUCAGGCUUGUGGCCGUUGAUCCAUACGGUUACUUCCGGGUGGGCUGGAACGUCUUUGACAGCCUCAUCGUGGUCCUCAGCCUGGUGGAGCUGGGGUUGGCUGACCAUGAAGGUGUGACAGGGGCAGAUCCAGACCUGAUGCGAGUGCUGAGACUGGCCCGGUGGUGGUCGACCUUCCACAUGUUGAUGAAGAUGAUCUGGACUUCGGUCUGGGCUCUGAGGAACCUGACUCUCAUUCUGCUGACCAUGGUCUUCAUCUUCACCAUUGUUGGCGUGCAGCUGUUCCAGCAGGACUACUCAGACCACGUCUGUCGCAUCGCGGCGGACUGCCGUCUCCCGCGCUGGCACAUGAACAACUUGUUCCAGGCAUUUGUUCUCAUCUUCAGGAUCCUCUGUGGAGAAUGGAUCGAGAGCAUGUUUGACUGCAUGGAGGUCUCUAGUCCGAGCGUGUGUUCGAUCUUCUUCAUAAUGGUUCUGGUCAUCGGACACCUGCUGGUCCUGAAUCUCUUCCUGGUCUUGUUGCUGAGUUUGGUUGGUGAAGAUCUGGUGACUCCAAAAGAAAAAAUCAAAAACAACCCGAUGAUCGCUGUAGACCAGAUCAAAACAGGUGUGGCAUGGACCCGGAACUGGAUACUGGAGCAUAUUUGGACUUUGGUAGGGAAGAAGAAUCCAAUAAUCCCACACCACAAAGUGGUCAACCGUAAAGAAGACAACAAGAAGGAUUACCUGGGCUUGACCUCUUUGACCUCUGUGACGUCAGACCAGCCCCUGUCAGAGAGCAGGGCCCUUGGCAGUAACCAUGGGUUAGGGUUCCCGGUCGCCGACACCGAGCUCGAACUCCACAUGCCUGAAAAAGAAGAGGAAGAACAAAACCAGGAUGAAGACAACAAGACUCCAAGAAACAACACACCUGAAGCCUGCUGCUGUGACAGUUGUUACCGUUGCUGUCCGUUCCUGGACAUGGACAUGUCCCAGGGUUCAGGGAGGGUCUGGUCUAACUUCAGGAGAGUCUGUUUCUCCAUCGCACAACACAAAUACUUUGACGCUUUCAUCAUCUUCAUCAUCUUGUUGAGCAGUGCAGCUCUGGUAUUGGAGGAUGUUCACCUGCAGCAGCGUCAGCUCGUACAGAUGCUUCUGGACAGAGCCGACCAGGUGUUCACCUUCAUCUUCCUCCUCGAGAUGCUUCUUAAGUGGAUCGCCCUCGGAUUCAGGAAGUACUUCACCAGUGUCUGGUGCUGGCUCGACUUCCUCAUCUUGGCCGUAUCUCUGAUGUCAUUGACCCUUGGCAUGCUGGGAUAUUCUGAACUGGGAGCAGGUCUGUCUCUGAGGACUCUGAGGGCACUGAGGCCCCUGAGGGCCCUGUCUCGCUUCCAGGGCCUGAGGCUGGUGUUGAACACCCUGGGGGCCACUUGUCCGUCCAUGUGUGAUGCGAUGCUGGUGUGGCUCCUCGUCUGGCAGAUCUUCAGCGUCUUGGGAGUAAAUCUGUUUGCUGGAAAGUUCUAUCACUGUUUCAAUGAGACAGAUUGGCAGUUUUUACCUGAAGAGGUGAACAACAAAUCUGACUGUUUGUUACUGAUUCACCAAAACUUCUCCGACGUCGGCUGGAAGAACACAAAGUUACACUUCGACAACAUGGCAGCAGGUUACUGGUCACUGCUGCAGGUGGCAACUUUUAAUGGAUGGUUAGAAGUUAUCUACUCAGCAGUGGAUGCCAGACAGAUCGAGUCUCAGCCGGUGUACGAGUCGAAUGUGUACAAGUACAUCUACUUCAUCAGUUUUAUCAUCAUCGGCUGCUUCUUCACCUCAAACCUCUUCAUCAGACUCUUCAUCAAAUCACUGGAUCAGCUGAGACACAAGUUUGGAGGGAAACAUCUUUUCAUGACGGACGAGCAGCAGAACUUUUCCAUCAGCGUGAAGAAACUGUUUUCUACGAAACGACCGAGUGUCCCUCGACCUCACAAUCAGUGCCAGGCUCGUCUCUUUGACCUGGUGACCCACCUGUCCUUCGAGGUCGUCAUGGUGCUGGUGAUCUGCCUGAACACGGUGACUCUGAUGGUGGAGACGGACGAGCAGAGCGAAGAGAAAGAAAGAAUUCUGUUCUACAUCCACUUUGUCCUCAUCAUCAUCUUCCUCACUGAGUUCCUCCUGAAGAUCAUCGCUCUCAGACAGCAAUACUACUGCGACUGCUUGAACGUCCUUGACUUCGUGCUCAUUUUCAUUUCCAUCGUGGGUCUUCUCAUCCCUGACAUAAUUGAGAAGUAUUUCAUCGACUCCAAGAUAUUGACUCUUCUGCGAUUGGCUCGUAUCACUCGGAUCAUCCAUCUAGUUCCCUAUACGCGGGGGAUCCGGAGAUUGUUUCUGGCCUUUGUGAUGUCACUUCCUGCCCUCUUCAACAUUUGCCUCCUCCUCUUCCUCCUCAUGUUCACCUUCUCUGUCUUCGGCAUGUUAAGCUUUGCUCAUGUGAAGAAGACAGCGAUGAUCAAUGACAUGUUUAACUUUGAGACAUUUUUGAACAGCAUGAUUUGUAUGUUCACGGUCACCACGAUGGCAGGAUGGGACUGGGUGCUGAGUCCCAUCCUAAACACGCCAAGGGACUGUGACCCGGACAGAGGUGACUGUGUCCACCCGACUGUGGGCAUCGUAUUCUUCACCUCCUACAUAACCCUGUCCCUCCUGUUGGUGGUCCUCCUGUACACGACUGUUAUCAUGGAGACCUUGAACAUGUACGACACAGAGACGACGAGUGACAAGGAUCUGCAAAUGUUUUAUAAAACCUGGAGAAGGUUUGACCCCGACUCCUCACAGAUCAUCCCCUACAGUCAGCUGUCGGACUUCUGCGACGCUCUGCAGGAUCCUCUGAGGAUUCCCAAACCAAACCGCAUCCAGCUGGUCCACAUGGACCUGCCUCUGCUGCCUGGGGACAAGAUUCACUGUGUGGACGUCUUGACUGCUCUCACAGCCAGGAUAUCGGGUGACGGAGGACAGACCGACACUCUCACAGCCCGAAUGGAGGAAAGGUUCACGAUCAACAACGUGUCCAAGAUGUCACAUGAACCAAUCAGCAGCACCCUGAAGAGGAAACAGGAAGAGGUGGCGGCGACAGUGAUCCAGAAAGCUUACAGGAAGCACCUCCUGAAGGACGGGGGUGCUGACGAGAUCACAGCAGAGCCUGCAGGGGGCGCUGCAGCUGUUUGAGAUGGAGCUUUACAGCGACUCUGACUACCUGACAGAUUGGAAGCUGAGGGAGUCGUCUCACGAUGUAAUGAUUCAUCUUUGUCCUGUUUCCUCCUUCCUACAUGUCUUCUUCAGGUCCUGGUUCAUGCUAACAUGUUCACAAUGACAAUGCUAACAUGUUAAUGCUAGUAAUGUGUUCACAGUGACAAUGCUUACGUUUUCAUGCUAACAUGUUCACAAACAAAUAAUUGCAACAUUGUUUUCUAAAAUAAAUUCUGUCACUUCCUGUUGUUCUAAUGAGAACUGAUUUAAUCAGUCACGUCACAAUACUAACGAUCGUCUACUGACCCACUCGAUUGUAACAGAUGCUGUUGUGAUGCUAACUUGAGGUAAAGCACAUUAAUACUUCACAUGUUUGAUAUUAACCUUUUAUAUAUUUUACAUUCUGUCCAAUAAAAACACUCAUUAUUUCAUUAAACAUUUUACUCUCAAAGCACAAA